This is a messenger RNA of Laccaria bicolor S238N-H82, 576 nucleotides long. RefSeq lists its product as uncharacterized. The transcript has 9 exons. The coding region runs from base 1 to 576 and encodes 191 amino acids. The record is from RefSeq and is a predicted model, not a curated record. Lineage: Eukaryota; Fungi; Basidiomycota; Agaricomycetes; Agaricales; Hydnangiaceae.
AUGGCUGAGGUGUCGUUCCCGGAGAUUUUAGAGGGCCUGCAGCAUUCUCAGAUGAACUAUUCUACGAUCGUGGCAGCUGUGCUGCUCAUGGUCUACGAUUAUUUCCUAACUUUGGACAGGGAAAUCUCGUCAAUUUGGUCAUCCCGGUGGAACGUCAUUAAAAUACUCUUCCUUCUAACUCGCUAUAUGCCUAUUCUCGACUCAGUGGGUUUAUUGUACUUGAUUCUACUAGAUAUCUCUUUGGAUGGGUCGUCACCAGAGACUUGCAGCAUUGUUUACAAAGUCUCUGCAUGGGUGCUGGUGAUUGGUAUAGCCGAGGCUGAAAUUCUUCUUACGAUACGAACAUGGGGUAUUUGGGGCAAGGAUAGAAGACUCACAAUCGGCCUCCCCAUCUUCUACAUCGUGAUUUGGGGUGGAAUAUUCACGUUCAUGGGAAUCUAUCAGAGUUCCUUAAGAUUCGUUGUUCCUCCUCGUGGCUUAGAAAGCGCUGGAUGCUUUAUUGCCUCAUCUGGGCCCAUUGUAUUCGCUUGUUGGGUGGGGGUUCUCCUAUACGAUUUAGGACGAAAGGCAUUCUGA